GCCUUUAUUGAGAGAGUCACUUUUAAUAAUUUAGGUUCCCAGGUUGACGUCAAUUUGCAUUUGUGUGUGUCACCUGUUUUCUUUUUGUCCCACACCCCAUCGUCUCUUCUGGUGACUGAAAACUUUUAUAUCUGACUCGAUAAUUAGAUCUUGGUGGAAAACGGAAGGGAUAACUGGAAAACCUUCCAGUGAAAACCUUUCUGUGAAUGUCUCCGCAUUCGGUCGAUGAAUUGGCAUUUGUGCUUAUUUUGCUGCCAGACAUCAAAGCUAUUGUUCCGUUCCAAAAUGCGAGCCCAGACUGGACAUUCCCAGCCAGGUUGCAGGGUUUCGCAAAAAUGAAGAUAUGAAAGCGGUGGAGGUGCUGCCGGUCCUGAAGGAGAAGGUGGCGUUCCUGUCAGGGGGCAGAGACAGGCGUGGGGGUCCCGUUCUAACGUUUCCAGCAAGAAGCAACCACGACAGAAUACGACAAGACGACCUGCGGAGCCUCAUAGCGUACCUCGCUGGAAUUCCCAGCGAGGAGGUUAGCAGACAUGGCUUCACCGUCAUCGUGGACAUGCGGGGGUCCAAGUGGGACUCCAUCAAGCCGCUGCUGAAGAUCCUGCAGGAGUCCUUCCCCAGCUGCAUCCACGUCGCUCUCAUCAUCAAGCCCGACAACUUCUGGCAGAAGCAACGGACUAAUUUUGGCAGCUCAAAGUUCGAAUUCGAGACUACCAUGGUGUCAUUAGAGGGUCUCACAAAAGUUGUGGACCCCUCUCAGCUCACACCAGACUUCGAGGGCAGCCUGGAUUACAACCACGAGGAGUGGAUCGAGAUCCGGGUCGCGUACGAGGACUUCGUCAGCAAUGCGUCACAUAUGCUGGCCCGUCUGGACGAGCUCCAGGAGGUCCUCUCCAAGAAGGAGCUCCCACCGGACCUGGAUGGGGCACGGCGUGCCAUUGAGGAGCACUCGGGCCUGAAGAAGAAGGUGGUUAAGGCCCCCAUCGAGGAGCUCGACUCGGAGGGCCAGAAGCUCCUGCAGCUCAUUGAGAGCAGCGAGUGCUACACCAACCAGAGUACGGGUGUCGCCAACGGUGACCUGCAGGGCCUGAUCCCAAAGGUCUCCGGGCUGCUGGAUAAACUCCACUCCUCCAGGCAGCACCUACACCAGAUGUGGCAUGUGCGCAAACUCAAGCUGGACCAGUGCUUCCAGCUCAGGCUCUUCGAGCAGGACGCCGAGAAGAUGUUCGACUGGAUCAUGCAUAACAAAGGCCUGUUCCUGACCGGCUACACCGAGAUCGGGGCCAACAACCAGCACGCCAUGGAGCUACAGACCCAGCAUAACCACUUUGCCAUGAACUGCAUGAACGUCUAUGUCAACAUCAGCCGCAUCAUGUCAGUGGGCAACCGUCUGCUGGAGUCGGGUCACUACGCCUCGCAGCAGAUCAAGCAGCUGUCCGGGCAGCUGGAGCUGGAGUGGAAGGCCUUCGCCGCCGCCCUGGACGAGCGCAGCAAUCUGCUGGAGAUGUCCGCCGUCUUCCACCAGAAGGCCGAUCAGUACAUGGGCAACGUGGAUUCCUGGUGCAAAGCCUGUGGAGAGGUGGACCUGCCCUCGGAGCUGCAGGACCUGGAGGACGCCAUUCAUCACCACCAGGGCUUGUACGAGCACAUUACCAGUGCUUACUCAGAGGUCAGCCAAGAUGGCAAGGUCCUAUUGGACAAGCUGCAGCGACCCCUGACCCCGGGCAGCGCCGACUCGCUCACAGCCUCGGCCAACUACUCUAAGGCCGUGCGGCACGUGCUGGACAUCAUCCACGAGGUGCUGCACCACCAGCGGCAGCUGGAGAACAUCUGGCAGCACCGCAAGGUCCGGCUGCACCAGCGCCUUCAGCUGUGUGUCUUCCAGCAGGACGUGCAGCAGGUGCUGGACUGGAUCGAGAACCACGGGGAGGCCUUCCUCAGCAAGCACACAGGGGUGGGCAAGUCCCUGCACCGGGCCAGAGCGCUGCAGAAACGGCACGAGGACUUUGAGGAGGUUGCCCAGAAUACAUAUACCAACGCUGACAAGCUGCUAGAAGCUGCAGAGCAGCUGGCCCAGACGGGCGAAUGCGACCCGGAGGAGAUCUACCAGGCCGCCCACCAGCUGGAGGACCGCAUCCAGGACUUCGUGCGGCGCGUGGAGCAGCGCAAGGUGCUGCUGGACAUGUCGGUGUCCUUCCACACACACGUCAAGGAGCUGUGGACCUGGCUGGAGGAGCUGCAGAAGGAGCUGCUGGACGACGUCUAUGCCGAGUCGGUGGAGGCCGUGCAGGAGCUCAUCAAGCGCUUCGGGCAGCAGCAACAGACCACCCUGCAAGUCACCGUUAACCUAAUCAAGGAGGGCGAGGACCUCAUCAAACAGCUGAGGGACUCGGCCAUCUCCAGCAACAAGGCGCCGCACAGCAGCUCCAUCAACCACAUCGAGGGUGUGCUGCAGCAGCUGGACGAGGCGCAGGGCCAGAUGGAAGAGCUGUUCCAGGAGAGGAAGAUCAAACUCGAGCUCUUCCUGCAGCUGCGUGUUUUCGAGAGGGACGCCAUCGAUAUCAUCUCAGACCUGGAAUCCUGGAACGACGAGCUGUCACAGCAGAUGAACGACUUCGACACGGAGGACCUGACUCUGGCCGAGCAGCGGCUGCAGCACCACGCCGACAAGGCGCUCACCAUGAACAACCUGACCUUCGACGUCAUCCACCAGGGCCAGGAGCUGCUGCAGUGCGUGGGCGAGGUUCAGGCCUCCGGCGUGGACCUCCUGUGCGACCGUGACGUGGACAUGGCCACACGGGUGCAGGACCUGCUGGAGUUCCUCCACGAGAAGCAGCAGGAGCUGGACGUGGCGGCCGAGCAGCACCGGCGCCAUCUGGAGCAGUGCGUGCAACUGCGCCACCUGCAGGCCGAAGUGAAGCAGGUCCUGGGCUGGAUCCGGAACGGGGAGUCCAUGCUGAACGCCGGCCUGAUCACGGCCAGCUCGUUGCAGGAGGCCGAGCAGCUGCAGCGGGAGCAUGAGCAGUUCCAGCAUGCCAUCGAGAAAACGCACCAGAGCGCCCUGCAGGUGCAGCAGAAGGCUGAGGCUCUGCUGCAGGCUAACCACUACGACAUGGACAUGAUCCGCGAGUGCGCCGAGAAGGUGGCAUCCCGCUGGCAGCAGCUCAUGCUCAAGAUGGAGGACCGCCUCAAACUCGUCAACUCGUCUGUGGCCUUCUACAAGACGUCUGAGCAGGUGUGCAGUGUGCUGGAGAGCCUGGAACAGGAGUACAAGCGUGAGGAGGACUGGUGUGGGGGGGCCGACAAGCUGGGGCCCAACUGCGAGACGGACCACGUCACACCCAUGAUCAGCAAGCACCUCGAGCAGAAGGAGGCUUUCCUCAAGGCAUGUACGCUGGCCAGACGCAACGCAGACGUCUUCCUCAAGUACCUGCACCGGAACAGCGUCAACAUGCCAGGGAUGCUGGCCCACGUGAAAGCUCCGGAGCAGCAAGUGAAAAACAUCCUGAAUGAGCUGCUGCAGCGGGAGAACCGUGUCCUUCAUUUCUGGACCAUGCGCAAGAGGAGGCUGGACCAGUGCCAGCAGUACGUGGUGUUUGAGCGCAGUGCCAAGCAGGCCCUGGAGUGGAUCCACGACACUGGCGAGUUCUACCUGUCCACCCACUCCUCCACAGGUUCCAGCAUCCACCACACGCAGGAGCUGCUCAAGGAGCACGAGGACUUCCAGAUCACCGCCAAGCAAACCAAAGAGCGGGUGAAGCUGUUGAUUCAGCUGGCAGAUGGCUUCUGUGAUAAGGGUCACGCCCACGCCAUGGAGAUUAAGAAAUGGGUCUCCGCCGUGGACAAGCGAUACCGGGAGUUCUCCAUACGCAUGGACAAGUACCGCACGUCCCUGGAGAAGGCGCUGGGCAUCUCCUCGGACUCCAACAAAUCGAGCAAAGACCUGCAGCUGGACAUCAUCCCAGCCAGCGCCCCGGGGUCGGAGGUCAAGCUGCGGGACACGGCGCAUGAGCUCAAUGAGGAGAAGCGCAAGUCGGCCCGCAGGAAGGAUUUCAUAAUGGCCGAGCUGAUUCAGACAGAAAAAGCCUAUGUGAGAGACCUCCGAGAAUGCAUGGAUACGUACCUGUGGGAGAUGACCAGCGGGGUGGAGGAGGUCCCUGCAGGAAUUGUUAACAAGGAGCACAUCAUCUUCGGGAACAUGCAGGACCUCUACGAGUUCCACCACAAUAUAUUCCUGAAGGAACUGGAGAAGUACGAGCAGCUGCCUGAAGAUGUGGGCCAUUGCUUUGUGACCUGGGCUGAUAAGUUUCAGAUGUAUGUGAAUUACUGCAGGAACAAACCCGACUCCACUCAACUCAUCCUGGAAAACGCCGGCUCCUAUUUUGAUGAGAUUCAGCAGAGACACAGGCUGGCCAACUCCAUCUCCUCAUACCUGAUCAAGCCAGUACAGCGGAUCACCAAGUACCAGCUCCUGCUAAAGGAGCUCUUGACGUGCUGUGAGGAAGGGAAAGGGGAGAUUAAGGAUGGCUUGGAGGUCAUGCUGAGCGUACCCAAGCGGGCCAAUGAUGCCAUGCACCUCAGCAUGCUGGAAGGUUUUGACGAGAACAUCGAGUCUCAGGGUGAGCUCAUUCUGCAGGAGUCCUUUCAAGUGUGGGACCCCAAGACCCUUAUCCGCAAAGGCCGUGAACGCCACCUCUUCCUCUUUGAGAUGUCGCUGGUCUUCAGCAAGGAGGUCAAGGACUCCAGCGGCAGGAGCAAGUAUCUGUACAAGAGCAAGCUCUUCACCUCAGAGCUUGGAGUAACAGAGCACGUGGAAGGUGAUCCAUGCAAAUUUGCACUUUGGGUGGGGCGAACUCCUACCUCAGACAAUAAGAUUGUCCUGAAGGGUUCCAGCCUGGAGAACAAACAGGACUGGAUCAAGCACAUUCGAGAGGUGAUCCAGGAGCGGACCAUCCACCUCAAGGGGGCGCUCAAGGAGCCCAUCCACAUCCCCAAAACAGCCACCACCAAGCACAGGACCAGGAGGGAGGGCGAGGACCUGGACAGUCAGGGUGAUGCUAGCAGUCAGCCAGACACCAUCUCCAUCGCCUCCCGCACCUCCCAGAAUACCCUGGACAGUGAUAAGCUGUCGGGCGGCUGUGAGCUCACCGUGGUCAUCCACGACUUCCUGGCCAGCAACGGCAACAGCCACGAGCUGACGGUGCGGCGCGGGCAGACGGUCGAGGUGCUGGAGCGGCCCCACGAGCGGCCCGACUGGUGCCUGGUGCGAACCACUGACCGCUCGCCCGCCCAGGAGGGCCUGGUGCCCUGCAGCGCCCUCUGCAUCGCCCACUCCCGCAGCAGCAUGGAGAUGGAGGGCAUCUUCAACCACAGAGACGCCCUCUCUGUCUCCACGAACGACGUCAGCACGCUCCCGACGGCGCACGGCAUGGGCUCUCACAGCCUCCCGGGCACCAAGCGGCCCGGCAACACGCUGCGCAAGUGGCUGACCAGUCCGGUGCGGCGACUCAGCAGCGGCAAGGCCGACGGCCACGUCAAGAAGCUGGCGCACAAGCACAAGAAGAGCCGCGACGUGCGUAAGAACCCCGAUGCCACGUCCCUCAAGGACUCCGACGACAGCGCCGCCACGCCCCAGGAUGAGAGCAUGGAGGAGCGCGUGAGGAAUGAAGGGCUCAGCAGCGGGACCCUGUCCAAGUCGUCCUCGUCCGGGAUGCAGAGCUGCGGGGAGGAUGAGGGAGAGGAGGGAGCCGAUUCGGUACCCCUGCCGCCCCCCAUGGCCAUCCAGCAGCACAGCCUGCUGCAGGCGGAGCCCCAGGACGACAAGACGUCCUCCCGUGUUUCCGUCCGUCCCUCCAGCUCAGAGACUCCGAGCGCCGCUGAGUUGGUCAGCGCCAUCGAGGAGCUGGUGAAAAGCAAGAUGGCCCUGGAGGACCGCCCCAGCUCCCUGUCCAUGGAGCAUGGUGACAGCAGCAGCCCCUCCUUCAAUCCCUCCGACAACUCGCUGUUGUCGUCGUCCUCGCCGGGGGACGAGAUGGAGGAGCGACGGACCAGCUUCCUCAAGAAGCGGCAUUACGUCCAGCUGGAGCUCGUUGAGACAGAGAGAGAUUAUGUCCGGGACCUCGGCUUCGUUGUGGAGGGCUACAUGAAAAAAAUGAAGGAAGAGGGGGUGCCAGACGACAUGAGAGGGAAAGACAAGAUCGUCUUCGGCAACAUUCACCAGAUAUACGACUGGCACAAAGACUUCUUCCUCGGAGAGUUGGAGAAGUGCUUGGAGGAUCCGGACAGGCUGGGGAGCCUCUUCAUCAAACAUGAGCGGAGGCUGCAUAUGUACAUAGUCUACUGCCAAAACAAACCCAAGUCAGAGCACAUCGUGUCGGAGUACAUCGACACCUACUUUGAGGACCUCAAGCAGCACCUUGGUCACCGUUUGCAGAUCACAGACCUGCUCAUUAAGCCGGUACAGAGAAUCAUGAAAUACCAGCUCUUACUGAAGGAUUUCUUUAAAUAUUCCAAAAAGGCUGGUGUUGACACAGCUGAGCUAGAGAAAGCGGUGGAAGUCAUGUGCAUUGUACCGAAAAGAUGCAAUGAUAUGAUGAACGUGGGCCGACUUCAAGGCUUUGACGGUAAAAUCGUGGCCCAGGGCCGCCUUCUGCUCCAGGACACCUUCAUGGUGUGUGACCAGGACACCGGCAUCCUGGCGCGCAUGAGGGAGAGGCGUGUUUUCCUCUUCGAGCAAAUUAUCAUCUUCAGCGAGCCCCUUGACAAGAAGAAAGGCUACACGAUACCCGGCUAUCUCUUCAAGAACAGCAUAAAGGUCAGUUGCCUGGGUCUGGAGGACAGCGUGGAUGGAGACCCUUGUAAGUUUGCCCUGACAUCCAGGUCGUCCAACAGCAGCAUAGAGCACUACAUCCUCCUCUCCGCCAACCCUGGAGUGCGCCAGGUUUGGGUCCACCAGAUUGGCCAGAUCCUCGAAAAUCAGCGCAACUUCCUUAAUGCCUUGACUUCUCCCAUUGAGUACCAGAGGAAUCACGUUGGGGCAGUAGGAGCAGGCUGUCUCAGCAGCAGCGGCCCAACAGGGGGCACCAGUGGUUCAGGCAUAGCCCUGGGGGUCAACAUGGCCGCCGGCUGCCGCUCCAGGCCCUCACGGAUCCCGCAGCCGUCCCGCAUCCCCCAGCCUGUCCGCCACCACUCACCAGGGGCCGACGGGCCAGACAAGAUGUCAGGUAUGUCCUCCCUGCACCCCACAGCUGUGCUACCAGCUCGUGACCCAGACAGCCAAGAGGCAGAGAGGAAUUUCCCAAAGACAAAGGCUCCGGUGUCCCUGCCCGACACAAAGUCAACCGAAAACAGCCUUGGGGUACCUCAAGAAGAGCUGCCAGGCCUCUUACCCCGGGGUGCGGUCGAGCCAUUUGACCUCGCUAAACCCAGUCUCGCAAGUGCAGCCCCCCUGCCCUUUUUGACACAGCCGUGUUCCAGCAAGGAGGCUUUUGCCCCAGGCAGCCCAGCCCAGAAGGGCACCUCAUUCUGGGGCACUCUGCCGGUCGCCCCUGUGGGUCGGCCAGUCUCCCUCAUCCUCCCCUCUCCGGCCAAAGAUGCUGACCGCCUGAGCACCUGCUCCUCCACCAGUGAGCAGUCAGUACAGUCAAGCCAGAGCAAUGGGAGUGAAAGUAGCAGCAGCAGCAGCAACAUCUCCACCAUGCUAGUGACACAGGACUACCAGGCCGUGAAGGAGGAUGAGAUCAACGUCACCCAGGGAGAGGUUGUCCAGAUGCUAGCCUGCAACCAGCAGAAUAUGUUUCUUGUGUUUCGCGCCGCCAAUGAGCAGAGCCCUGCCGCCGAGGGCUGGAUCCCUGGUUACGUGCUGGGCCACACCUCCAUAAUCAUCCCCGACCUCCCCGAGGGAACCAUCAAGAAGUCAUCGUCCUGGCACACGGCACUCCGCCUCAGGAAGAGGAUAGAAAAGCGAGAGAAGGAGGGUAAAAGAGAGAAGCUGGAACCCAGCUUCAGGAGAUCCCGGGAUGCUUCAGCCAACAAAGUGUCUGUGAAGCUUCUAAAUCCGAACUACAUCUAUGAUGUUCCCCCAGAGUUCCUCCUGCCUCUGAGCGACGUGACCUGCGAGAGCGGGGAGGCCGUCAUUCUCCGCUGUAAGGUCUGCAGCAGACCCAGAGCGGCCGUCACCUGGAAGGGACCUGACCAAAAUACUCUGAGUAACAACGACCGCUUCAGCACCAUGUGCAGUGAUGCUGGGGAGGCUGAGCUUUGUAUCCAAGAUGUGUCUAUAGAAGACGACGGCAUGUACACCUGCGUCGCCGCCAACGAUCUGGGCACCGUGUCGACGUCAGCCAGCCUCAGAGUAUUAGGUACAUCCAGUGACGGAGUCAGAGUCACGUGGAAGGACAACUUUGAUUCCUUCUACACUGAGGUCUCAGAAUUGGGGAGGGGCAGGUUCUCUGUGGUGAAGAGGUUCGAGCAGCAGGGGACGCAGCUCUCCGUGGCGGCCAAGCUGGUCAACAAGAGGCUGGUGAGGCGUGACCAGGUGACCCGCGAGCUGCGUCUGCUGCAGCUGGUACAGCACCCGCAGAUCCCUGGCCUGCUGGACACCUUCGAGACGCCCACCAGCUACGUGCUGCUCCUGGAGAUGGCCGAUCAAGGCCGUCUGCUGGAUUACAUCGUCAGCUGGGGCGAUCUCACAGAGGACAAGGUGGCUCUGUACCUGAGGGGCAUCUUAGAAGCUUUGCAGUACCUGCAUAACUGCAGAAUAGCUCACCUGGACCUGAAGCCUGAAAAUGUUUUGGUGGACCAGAUGUCUGGCCAGCCAGUGGUCAGACUCGUGGAUUUUGGCGAUGCGGUGCAGCUGAGCAGCAAUCCCUACGUUCACCCGCUGCUGGGCAGCCCCGAGUUCGCCGCCCCUGAGCUGAUCCUGGGUCAGCCAGCCUGCCUGGCCUCAGACAUCUGGAGCCUCGGGGUCGUCGGCUACGUCAUCCUGAGCGGAGCCUCGCCGUUCCUGGACGAAAGCCUGGAGGAGACCUGCCUCAACGUCUGCCGGCUGGACUUCAGCUUCCCGGAGGACUACUUCAGGGGCGUCAGCCGUGCAGCCAAGGACUUCACCUGCUCGCUCCUGCAGGGCAGCCCCACCAAGCGGCCCUCUGCGGCCCUCUGCCUGCAGGACCCCUGGCUGCAGCCUGGGAACUAUGGCAGCACAGAGCGCAUCGACACGUCCCGGCUCGUCUCCUUCAUCGACCGGCGCAAGCACCAGAACGACGUUCGGCCCGUCGGUGGCAUCAAGGCCUUCCUUCCCGGCCGAAUCCUCCCUCAGAGCUGAUGUGUGGCACAAGCGAUCUCAUCCUCUUUCACCUGCCUGGCAGAUUUUAAAUAUCCUGGCGCGAUUCAGUCAGCCUGCUCCACGCUGACGUGAUUCCCCUUUCCAAUAUACAACAAACUGUCAGAUGACAAAAACGUAAUUCCUUUAUGCUGAAUACCUGCAAAAAAAAAGAAAAGAAACCUUAGUCGUGUUUUUUAAAAGGGCAAUUUGGAAUUAACUAGCAUGGUGGAGAAAUGCUGCUUCUCUGAAGAUGGACACAGACAAUAUCCUUUUAAGCUACUUACGGAGAAGAAAAAACAAACCUCUUUUCAACCAAACUCCUUUUGUAAAUAGAUACUGUAUAGGGAUGACCCUCGUGUGCAAGCUAUUUGGAUCUGACUCAGCUUUUUAAUAGCCUGGCUUGUUUGAUUGAAUCACUGCAAUUAGGGAAAAACAAAACAACAGCAGUUACAGGUUUCAACUUCUGCUAAUCCAGUGUUUGUACUUGAAGACAAAUGUAUUUUGCUUUUACUAGAACAAAAAUGUGUUGCUCAGAAUUAAGACGUAUUGACCUUAUUUUGUACAAAGAUUGUAUCUGACCGGUUUCAUUUGAAAACAAUUCAUAGAAGCAGGAGUCCCGGCAACGGGACAGAUUUCUGUGGAUGUGGAGAAUAGAGCGACACUACUUAAUGCUCGGCUUCUGGAAAACAAAGGUCAUAAUCACAUACUGUUUAUGCCCUUGUUGUGUUUUCAUUAAUAUUAUGUGCAAUGUUGCAACAACUUUGUCGUUUUAUGCAACUCUUAAUGAAGACUUCUAUUGAACCUGUAAUAAAUGUAUAGAAAAUCGACAUAAUUGGUACUGCAGACUAAACCGUCGUUUGUGCUGCGUUUGAACUGUAACCUCGUUUGAUUCAGUAUUAUUUCCUUGAGAUCUCUAUGUUGAUUUCUUGGACGGUGAAUAUCAUUUGGUCUGUAUGGCACCUAGGGUUUGACUUUUCAUUUUGAUAGCUUUACCAAAGUUUUAGAGUUUCUUAAAUUGUAGUUUUUGUUUUGUUUUGUUUUUUUUUUCUGUAUGACAUCAUGUUAACUUAAGUUAUGAAUGCCAUAAUGAACUUUGGGAAGUAUUGUUUACAUUUGUUUCACAUGCUUUAUUUAUUUUUGUAACAAAGUUGCAUAUAAUUUGCUUUUCAUUAACUUUUUAUGCCAUCAACUGCAAAAAAAAAAGUCAUUGCAGUGUAAUUUUAUCUAAUUUCAAGUAAAUUAUUAUAAUGUUAAAGCUGUCGUUCAUCUGAAUGUGAGUGUUUUGAGUGAGUUAAUGUUGGAGAAAAAUAAGGCCUUUUAAGUUAUUUAUACAAAUAAGCCCAAAUAUUAUUUGUGAAAUUAAAAACCCAGAAACUCUACUAUUAAAAAAUUGACUUUACCAGUCAGAGAGUACUAAUGAUAUUUAUGCUAGAUUCCAGCUGCUAUAAUCCUUGGAGGAGCAAAAAAACAAUUAAUUCUGACCCUUCAGUUGGUUAGAAAAUUGUGAAAUGCAGAUGGUUUAAGUGCCAGUUUAUUGGGAACAGCAUAGAGGAGAUAAAGCAGAGGAGUACUGUAUGCCUGAAGAAUGUUCUCCUUCCGUGCCGGAAAUGUAACACAUUGGAUUUGUGUGUGUGUGUGUGUGUGUGUGUGUGUGUGGCCCCAUGUUAUGGAUAUUAUUUAUAUUUGUCAUUACAAUAUAAAACUGUACAGGCACUGAUAAACACCAGACAUGACUGGAUGUGUUUUUUUCCUUUCAACCUCAUUGGUUUUUUUAUGUUUUAUGAUUUUUUUUUUUUGGCUUACUUGUUUUUUGCAUGUGUAUUCUAUGUAUACAGACCAUGGGUUUACACUAAAUGUGUUGUAAAUAUUUUUUUUUGCCAUCAGUUAUUUUAAAAUUUAACAUAUGCAACAUACUUGUGACAGCUCUCAUUUUUUUAAUUUGGUCUGUUUUAUGAUUUACAUGCAACUCCCUUGUGGAAAUGGAGUGAGGAUCUUUUACUGCUUAAAACUAAACAAUAUUUAACAAAGGCAGGAUAUUUAACUAGUUAACAAGCACCGGCUGGUAAGUAUGAAAAAGCUGAACGCCUUUCUGCUGUCUUGUUUCGUUUUAUUAUCAUCGUGGUGGUAUUAUAAGUUAGUGACCACUGUAUGAAAUUAUCAUGUUUACAGCAUGUGCUUUAUUUCAGAAUUUCAAAUAUAUCCAUCUUUUAAGUUA
This is a messenger RNA of Paramormyrops kingsleyae, 11534 nucleotides long. Its product is annotated as triple functional domain protein-like. Gene Ontology annotation, molecular function: ATP binding; guanyl-nucleotide exchange factor activity; protein kinase activity. Gene Ontology annotation, cellular component: extrinsic component of membrane; cytoplasm. NCBI's taxonomy places the organism in Eukaryota, Metazoa, Chordata, Actinopteri, Osteoglossiformes, Mormyridae. Gene Ontology annotation, biological process: protein phosphorylation; axon guidance. The record is from RefSeq and is a predicted model, not a curated record.